AUGGCUGAUCUCAACCAGAGCGUCGUCGACCCCGUCGCUAACGAUGCACAGGUCGCCAAACCCCAGGAGGACGAAAAGAAGGUCUUUGCAGGGAACCUUGCUUUUGCCACCACCGAAGACGAGCUCAAGACCCUCUUCUCCGAAGCUGGUAAUGUCACACACGCUCAAAUCGUCACUCGCGGCACUCGUUCUCUCGGCUACGGUUUCGUCACCUUUUCCACCGAGGCGGAAGCACAGACUGCCAUUCAGCUCCUUAACAAGCGCGAUGUCGGCGGUCGCGAGAUCAGCGUAGAGUCCGCAAAGCCCCAGGCUGUUGCCGACGCAGAGAAGCAAAAGUCACGCAGAAGCCGUCAGAAGUCCAAGGCUAAGGAGUCUUCUCGUGCGCCACGCCGCGCCCGUGCGGAUGAGGGUGAGGAGGGAGCUGCUGAGGAGGAGGCUGCAAAGGCUGCCACCAAUGGCGAUGACACAGAGCAGGCAAAUCCUACCAAGCCCAGCAAGUCGGCUAAGCGUAGACAGAAGAAGAAGGCUGCUGCUGCCGCUGCCAAAGGAGAAUCCACCACCGCCCAAGUCAAGACCGAGUCCGGUGAGGCCGAGCCCCGCGCACCUCGUGUCAAGCGUCAGCCCAAGGUUAAGCCCCAAGGCGAACCCUCGCCGACCCUUGUCUUUGUUGCCAACCUCGCUUUUUCCACUACCGACGACUCGCUCAAGGCUGCCUUCUCCGGAUUCAAGGUCAAGUCGGCUCACGUUGUCAAGCGCCGCAGCAGUGACCGCUCCAAGGGCUUCGGUUUCGUCGAUUUUGAGGACAACGCCGAGCAGCAGCGCGCCGUUGCUUCCGCACAGGGCAAGCAGAUUGAUGGCCGUGAGGUCACUCUCCAGGUUGCCGUUCGGAACGACCAGUCUGAAAAGACCGAAGACGAGGCUGCUCAGCCCACUCAGGCGACCGCCUAA
Molecule: messenger RNA, 948 nt
Organism: Ustilago hordei
Lineage: Eukaryota; Fungi; Basidiomycota; Ustilaginomycetes; Ustilaginales; Ustilaginaceae
Exons: 2
Coding region: 1-948 (315 amino acids)
Cellular component (GO): cytosol
Molecular function (GO): mRNA binding
Source: RefSeq, a predicted model, not a curated record